ACCCACCCUCAAACACUGGGAUUCAUGAUCUCAUCAAUAGUCAGAAAAUUAAAGAAAUGAGAAACUGUAAUUGAUGUUUGUCCCAACAGGGAGCCUCCAUACAAACUUAGCAUUAAACCAUCUCACCCGAAUCUCAACGAAUAUUAUACCAUUUUCCAAGAGGCACAAAUGCUGCUCAGUGUGCGUUUCUGGAGACAGAGAUAGAAUGGCCUUAGGCAAGAAAAUCAGGAUAUUUGCUUAAAUUACAUUGACAUGAUAGCAUACUUGUGAAUCUUCUGUUAAGUUUCUUCAUAAGAGGAAAUUGAAGAGAUUAUAGAUUUUUGUUGGUUUUUUGUUUUUUGUUUUGAGACAGGGUUUCUCUGUGUAGUCCUGGAUGUCCUAGAAUUCACUUUAUAGAUGUGGCUGGCCUAGAACACACAGAGAUCUGCCUGCCUCUGCCUUCCAAGUGCUGGGAUCAAAGGUGUGUGGCAGAUAAGAGUGAGCAUUGCUAGACUGGAGAGUUACCCAAGGCAACUCUCAUAAAAGAAAGCAUUUAACUGGGGGCUUGCUUACAGUUUCAGAGGGCUAGUCUACUACCAUCAUGGUGGGAAGCAUGGUGGUGUGCAGUCAGACAUUGUACUAGAGCAGCAGCUGAGAACUGCAGGCAGGAGAGAGAGAGAGAGAGAGAGAGAGAGAGAGAGAGAGAGAGAGAGAGAGAGAGAGAGAGAGAGAGAGAGGCUGUGCCUGGUGUGAGCUUUUCAAACCUCAAAGCCCACCCUCAGCAACACAAAUCCUCCAACAAGGAAACACCUCCUAAUCUUUCCAAACAGUUCAUCAACUAGGGACUAAGCAUGCAAAUAUGUGAGAUAUGGGAGGCCUUCUCAUUCAAAACACCACAACUGAGAACAAAUUCAGUAACAUCAUAGGAUACAAACACACAUACCAAAGUUAGUUUGUUUGCUGAGCAUGGUGAUGCACUCCUGUAUACUACUCAGGGAGCUGAGGCAGGAGAACUACAAAGGCCCCUCAAGUUUGAGACCAAACUGGGAGACAUAAAGACUUAUCCUUUUAAAAUCUGUAUCUUUUCUGUGUCCCCAAAGAAAUUGCUGAGAAAGAAAAAUGUGAAGUCAAUCCCCACCCCACAAUAUCUUUAAAAAGUUAAAAAGCAAGGGGCGGUGGGGGCACCGCUUUAAUCCCAUCACUCAGAGGGCAGAGGCAGGUAGGUUUCUGAGUUUGAGGCCAGCCCUGGUCUACAGAGUGAGUUCCAGUAUAGCCAAGGCUACACAAAGAAACCAUAUCUCAAAAAAAUGAGUUAAAUUGCUCUGAAUAAUCUUUAGUUAUGAAGUAAAAGUCUUCAGGAAUGAAAAAUGGCAAAAUAUAGAUGAAAAAUUAAGAGGACACACAAAAAUGAUCCACAUGUGCUACACUGAAAUUUUACUCCUAUCAACGUGUAGAAAAGUCAACUCAAGCUGGCACAUGCCCUUAAUGCCAGCACGCAGGAGGCAGAGGCAGGUGUAUCUCUGUGAGUUUGAGGCCAGCCUGUUCUAUAGAGUGAGUUCCAGGACAGCCAGGAUCACAUACAGAGAAACCCUGUCUUGAAAAAAAAAAAAAGUCAGCUCAAAAUGCACCAAGUAGUUGAAUGUAAGACUUGAACCUGCUGGACUAAACACAGGGCGGUGAACACUUGGAGAUAUCAGCAAUGAGCAGAGAGUCCAAAGGCAAACACAAGCCAGGUUCAUUAACAGGCUUCUACCAAUCUUGCAAGCUUCUGCAGAGCAAAGGGAACAGCAAAGGUGUGAAGAGACAAUGUACAGAUGGAAGAACAUAUUUCCAAUUAGUCAUGUGACAGAAAGCUAACAUCCAGAAUACAUAAGGAUUUCUAAAAACAAUGAAACUCACAAUUAAUCCAAGUUUGAAAGGAGUUAAUGAUCUGAAGAGCCACUUCUCAAAAAUGAAAUACAAAUGACAAUUAUAUGGAAAAUUCCUCCAUGUCUUUAGCCAUCAGAGAAACAUAAACAGAGAAAAGGCACUGCUGUUUGGGUGGUAAACUAUAUAGUUACUAUGGAGAACAGAAUAGAUUUUUCUAAAACUUAACUCUAAAAAAAUAGCGAUUUUCCCCCAAAUAGUUUACAAAUAGAUCUACCAUAUAAUUUUCUCUCCCACUUCCUGCUAUACUUCCAAAGUGAGUAAAGUCAGCAUACAAAGGAGAAACUUGCCCAGUCACGUGUUGUAACAGUAACAAUAGCUAAGUUAUGGAAUUGACUGAGGUGCCUAUCAAUGAGCAGCAUGGAUAAAGAAAGAGUGGUGUGUAUAUACAAUAAUGUAUUAUUAAGCUAUGAUAAAUAAGAAUGAAGCGGCCUUAGAGAUAUAGCUCAGUCAAUACAGUGCUUGUCCUGUAGGCAUGAUGACCUGAAUUCAGACCCCAGCACCUACAUUAUAGCCAGGCACAGUUGCUCAUGUCAGUCAUCCUGGCACAGGGGUAGCAAGGAAAGAAAGGGGUUUGUUAGAGUGGCUGACAGGCUGUGGUCUGGGUAGUCCAACAAUGGCUGUCUCCUGAUGGAAGGACCAAGGAUCUGGUAGUUAGUUGUUCAGUCCAAGAGACUGGAUGUCUCAGCAGUCAAAGUCUACUGCUGGAGUCCCAGGGAAGUCCUAAAGAGCUGCUGGUCUUCAGUCUACAGUGGAAUCCUGAAGAGGUAGGGUCUAACACCAGCAACAGAAUGCCUCAGGAAUAGGAGAGAUGAACUACCAGGGAGAGUGAGAGCAAGCAGGCAAAAAGCAAAAGCUUUCUUCUGUGUUUUUUUUUUUUUUCUUUUUCAACAUAAUUAUUGAUUCUUUGGGAAAGUCAGUCAUAUCAUGCACAUCAAUCCUGCUCAGCUCUCAGUCCCUCCAUAUCCUCUUCUUACCCUGGUAGCACCCCCCCCCAAAGAAAAUUUAAAAAGUAUUAAUUAAAAACAAAACCAAUCAACCAACCAACCAUACUAACAAAAAAACCCAUUUUUCUCCUCCAUCUUUCCUGCCUCUCCAACCCCUUUUCAUUCAUCUUAGUGGCAUUGUGAGCUGUGGUGUGUCAUGCAGUACACCCUUUUGUCUACUCAGCUUUACUUGCUCACUUGUUCACUGCAAUGAGUCAUUGGUCUGGUUAAGGCUUCUGGAUUCUGGUACACUAUCAAUACCGGACCCUCACCAAAACUCCUCUCAGAUAUCCUGCUGUUGCCCCGAGUCAUGGAGAUCUUGCCACUAUGGCUCUUCAGGACCAGUCCUUUCACACACUCUGGCAGGUCAUAGAUAGGGUAGAUGUUGGGGUGGGCAGACUCAAAGCCCUGGAUGUGGGUCUGGGUGGAAGCUGAUUUGUCAGUCUGGGCCACUGGAGCCCUAUCUUCUAUGUCCAUACCAUUGGGCCCACUCUUCCACACUUGUGGUGAGGAAUUGGGCUAGCUCUCCCAAGAGAAAUAGGGCCAGCUCUUCUGCUGUAAUGGCCAGUGAGGGGCAGGGCCAGCGAAGGGAGGUGCAGGUCUGCACUGCCCUUGGAUUUCAAAACUCAUGGUUCCUAUGGCCCUCUGUGGUAACACGAGCAACAGAGAUCAACACAGAUCCCAGCUGCAGCAGGACCACUGACCCAGACAUGGCCCCUGGCAGCAGCUCAGUCCUGGAUGUCACCAUGGCCCUGGUGACAGCGCAGGCCACACAGAGCAGUAUGGCCCAGGUGGUAGCAUGGCUCUUGGACAGCAGUAUGAUCUCAGGUAGCUGAUCAGAUCCUGGGCAUCCAUGUGGCCACAAACAUCAACCUUCCAGUCCUUUUAUGCGGGCUGCUACUAGAAACUUUGGCCCAGAUUUAGGAUGGAUCUUUCACCUCAGAUAAUUCAACCAACAAAAAUCUAUCGCAAGUAUACCCAGCUGCUUGGAUUUUAGUUAAUUCCAGAGGUAGUCAAGUUGACAAUCAAGAUCAGCAAUUCAGCAAUCACAUACGUGUUUUUUGGAGAAAUACCUAGUCACACAUUUUGCAGGUUUUUUUUUUUUCGAGACAGGGUUUCUCCGUGUAGCUUUGCACCUUUCCUGGAACUCACUUGGUAGCCCAGGCUGGCCUCGAACUCACAGAGAUCCACCUGGCUCUGCCUCCCGAGUCCUGGGAUUAAAGGUGUGUGCCACCACCGCCCGGCUCAUUUUGCAGUUUUAAAAUUGGAUUAUUACUUAUUUGUACAAGCUUUAAAAGUUCCUAUAUAUUCUACAUAAAAUUCUCUUAUCAAAUAGAAUAUUUGCAAAUGUGAUUCCCUUUGUUUUGAAUAGUCUUCACUUUUUCAAUGGCAUCAUUUGCAGAAGAAAACUUUUUUUUGUUUUUUGUUUUCUUUUAUAUUUCUUUCUUUUACAUCCCAACCACAGUUUCCCCUCCAGAAGAAAAGAUUUUAAUGCAGUCGAAUUUCCUCUUUUUCCCCAAUCAAAUACCUUUGAGUAGGAUACAUAAGAAAUCACAGAGGACAUGAACAUUCACGUCAAUAUUUUCCUUUGAGUUUUGUGAUUUUUAUUGUUAGGUCUUUGACAUAAUUUUUGUUAAUAGUUGUACAUGCUUAAUGGAAGGUGUCCACUUCAGUAGUCUACAAGGUGUCCACUUCAUUAGUCUACAAGGUGUCCACUUCAUUAGUCUACAAGGUGUCCUCUUCAGUAGUAUACAAGGUGUCCACUUCACUAGUCUACAAGGUGUCCACUACAUUAGUCUACAAGGUGUCCACUUCAUUAGUCUACAAGGUGUCCUCUUCAGUAGUCUACAAGGUGUCCACUUCAUUGGUCUACAAGGUGUCCACUUCAUUAGUCUACAAGGUGUCCACUUCAUUAUUCUACAAGGUGUCCACUUCAUUAUUCUACAAGGUGUCCUCUUCAGUAGUAUACAAGGUGUCCACUUCAUUGGUCUACAAGGUGUCCACUUCAUUAGUCUACAAGGUGUCCACUUCAUUAGUCUACAAGGUGUCCACUUCAUUAGUCUACAAGGUGUCCACUUCAUUAGUCUACAAGGUGUCCUCUUCAGUAGUCUACAAGGUGUCCACUUCGCUAGUCUACAAGGUGUCCAUUUCAGUAGUCUACAAGGUCUCCACUUCAUUAGUCUACAAGUUGUCCACUUCAUUAGUCUACAAGGUGUCCACUUCAUUAUUCUACAAGGUGUCCUCUUCAGUAGUCUACAAAGUGUUCAUUUCACUAGUCUACAAGGUGUCCACUUCAUUAGUCUACAAGAUGUCCUCUUCAUUAGUCUACAAGGUGUCCACUUCAUUAGUCUACCAGGUGUCCUCUUCAGUAGUCUACAAGGUGUCCUCUUCAGUAGUCUCCAAGGUGUCUACUUCAUUAGUCUAAAGGUGUCCACUUCAUUAGUCUACAAGGUGUCCUCUUCAUUAGUCUACAAGGUGUCCACUUCAUUAGUCUACAAGGUGUCCUCUUCAUUAGUCUACAAGGUGUCCACUUCAUUAGUCUACAAGGUGUCCAUUUCAUUAGUUUAUAAGGUGUCCAUUUCAUUAGUCUAUAAGGUGUCCACUUCACUAGUCUACAAGGUGUCCACUUCCACUAGUCUACAAGGUGUCCAUUUCAGUAGUCUACAAGGUGUCCACUUCAUUAGUCUACAUGUUGAUAACUAGUUGUUCUAUCACCAUUACAUGAAUAUGCUCAUUUUAAAUGCAGGCACCCUUGAGCUACUAUUGUAGUUUGUUAAAUAUUACUAAUUAUUGAAAAUUUAGUACAGAUUGCUUGGGAUGAAUUGUUUGUUCUUGAUACCAUGAAGAAAAGUUUCAUAUUUUAGAACCUUAAAAUAGACCAAUCUUGCCGGGCGGUGGUGGCGCACGCCUUUAAUCCCAGCACUCGGGAGGCAGAGGCAGGCGGAUCUCUGUGAGUUCGAGGCCAGCCUGGUCUACAGCGCGAGAUCCAGGAAAGGCGCAAAGCUACACAGAGA
This is a messenger RNA of Peromyscus californicus insignis, 5905 nucleotides long. RefSeq lists its product as uncharacterized. NCBI's taxonomy places the organism in Eukaryota, Metazoa, Chordata, Mammalia, Rodentia, Cricetidae. The record is from RefSeq and is a predicted model, not a curated record. Bases 4545 to 5594 code for a protein of 349 amino acids. The transcript is spliced from 2 exons.